Drechmeria coniospora is the source of this 1980-nucleotide messenger RNA. Its product is annotated as mRNA export factor mex67. The record is from RefSeq and is a predicted model, not a curated record. Gene Ontology annotation, biological process: poly(A)+ mRNA export from nucleus. Bases 1 to 1980 code for a protein of 659 amino acids. Gene Ontology annotation, molecular function: RNA binding; protein binding. Gene Ontology annotation, cellular component: nucleus. NCBI's taxonomy places the organism in Eukaryota, Fungi, Ascomycota, Sordariomycetes, Hypocreales, Ophiocordycipitaceae. The transcript has 3 exons.
AUGGCACCACGCGGACCCAGAGCCUCCAGGCCCGGUCGUGAUGCCAGAGGUGGCUCCGCAAAGCCUAGCUCGAGGGGCGGCAUUCAGAAGCGCAAGGGUGCAACCAAAAUCGACGGCGACGGAGAUCUGGACAUGGACACGGCGGCCAAGCGGGCCAGAACAAAUGCUGAGUCGAGCGCGCCGAGAGCCAGGCAGUCUGCACGUCCCGCAACGAGCCGAAACCCGCGAGGCGCCUCUAGGGUGUCCCAAAACAUCGUCAGGCACCUGAAGGACGUCGACUCUUCCACUCUCUCCUCCCGAAUUUCGGAUCCGGCGACGACGAGGUCAGCCAGAGGCAGAGGAAGGGCCACCGACCUGACCUACCUACGUGUCCGCGGCCUGAAGCAGAGCAAAGCGGCAAGAAAUCAAGACGGGGGGCUAAGCGAUCUGCUCAGUUUCCUGGAGAGAAAGGCGUCCUCAUUCGCUGGCGGACAACAUUCUCGAUCUGUCAUGAUUCGAAGGUCACACGCUGCUGGCGAUUACGUCUUCAUCGGAGCUAGCAAAGACGAUGCGGAUGAGCUUAUCAAGCUUAACUCGUUUACUUUUGCCGGAACGCAGCUUGAGAUUGUCGAAUCCAACGACAGCGUUCCGCAUGCCAACAAGGCUACCGAAUCCAAGGAAACACAGGAGCUGAGGGCGAAGCUGCAGUCAAUCCUCAGCCAACGAUACAUUGGCGCAAGCAAGCUGCUCAAGCUCGACGCGCUAUCCACGGACGCGGAGCUGGUGACGCUUGGCAUGUUCCAGAGCCGUGACAGGGCGCUCAAGACCUUCAAGGGGCUCAUGGCCAUAUGCGAUAGUCUGUUCAAGACGCUUGCGGAGAAGAAGGAAGCCGUCGAAAGCAUCAGCCUUGCCAACAACAGCAUCGAUGACAUCUCGCAAGUCGAGACGGUGGCAACCACGUUUCCGCAGCUAAAGAAUCUCGACUUGAGCGGCAACCAGAUAGCCAGCAUGCAGGCCAUGGACUGCUGGAAGGGAAAAUUCAGAGAACUAGUCACCAUCUACAUGGCCGGCAACCCCAUCGAGACUGCCGACACCAACUGCCACGCCACCCUUCUGCAAUGGUUCCCGAAGCUGCAAAACAUUAACGGUACAGAAGUACGCACGGCGGAGCAGAUUGCCGAGCUCGAGGCCUCGUUGAAACCAAAGCCAAUCCCGCAGAGCGGACCGGACUUUCGCGACGUCAACGGCAUCGGGGAGAACUUUCUCUUGGAGUUCUUCACGUCGUACGACGGUGAUCGGCAAGCUUUGGCGUCCCGACUUUACGACGACGACAGCCAAUUCUCGGUCGCAAUCGAUACGCAAUCGGUUAGAGACUCGAAUGCGCCCGCACCGCUGCCGUGGGCUUCCUACAUCAAAGUCUCGAGGAACCUGAUCAAGAUCACUCAUCAGAACGCCCGCGUGCAGCGACUCUUCAAAGGCGCCAGUGUCAUCCACGAACUGUGGAAGAGUCUUCCGCUCACAAAGCACCCCAACAUCAAGGAGGACCUGAGCAAGUACAUAAUGGAUUGCCAUCCCCUUCCGGGCUUGGCCGAUCCCAACGGGCAAGCACGGGUGGGGGUUGAUGGCUUGAUCAUUGCCGUCCACGGAGAGUUUGACGAAUACGAUCAGAGAUCCGGAACGACGGGCAAGAGAAGCUUCUCACGCACAUUCGUCCUCGGCCCUGGGCACGCCAGCAGAGGGCCGAUCCGCGUGGUGAGCGACAUGCUCUCCCUGAGAGCGUACAGUGCCCUCCCGAACGUCUUUGCCGCGCCGGCCGCCGCGCCGGUGCCGGCGGUGAACGACCAACACCAGACCUUGAUCGCCGAGCUUUCAAGGCAAACGGGCAUGGUGCCGGAGUACUCGGAGAUGUGCUUGUCGCAGGUCGAAUGGCAGUUUGACAAGGCACUGGUCAUCUUCAACGAGAAAAAGGCGUCGCUGCCGGCCGAGGCUUUUGCUCCUUGA